AUGCCGACCGAAUACACUGCUGUCGUCUUAGAUCCAAACACUCCUCCACCGUACAUGGAUCCAACGAACAGUAUCGCAAAGAAAAAAAGCAUAGUCAUGCACACUCAGAUGUGCGUCUCACCAAAUCCAAAAAUUUUAGAGAAGUCUGUGGAGCACACUGGAAAGCGAUGUGAACACUGCGGACAGUUUGCACAGCAACAGCCAAGUAUGUUACAUAUCAAAAGGACUGACGUUUUGUUUUUCUUUGUUUCUUUUGAUAUAAUUAUUCUCCUCUCACAUUUAGUGGUAAUUUGGCCAGCUCCGCGACCACAUGAUCAUAUUCGACCAGAUAAUACGAAGUUCAUUGGCUACGUUCUGCUGAUUGCUGUCGUUAUUUUCCUUUUGUUCGCUGCAUGCAAAUAUUUGCCAUAA
Strongylus vulgaris is the source of this 411-nucleotide messenger RNA. The record is from the annotation of a GenBank genome assembly. NCBI's taxonomy places the organism in Eukaryota, Metazoa, Nematoda, Chromadorea, Rhabditida, Strongylidae.